Messenger RNA from Medicago truncatula (barrel medic), 1441 nucleotides. Its product is annotated as transcription factor MYB13. Lineage: Eukaryota; Viridiplantae; Streptophyta; Magnoliopsida; Fabales; Fabaceae. Bases 163 to 939 code for a protein of 258 amino acids. The transcript has 3 exons. The record is from RefSeq and is a predicted model, not a curated record.
GGCGUGCGGAAUAUCCAAGGAUAAAUAGCCAACAUAUGUCAUUGGAAAUGAAGUUGAAGAAGGAGAGAGAAUAUUAAGAGCUAGUUAAACUAAGAAGAGUGAUACUAUAGCAUAUACUAAUAGUGCAUUCUAUUGUUUCCAUCAAAACACAAGACCUUAAAGAUGGUAAGAGCUCCUUGUUGUGAAAAGAUGGGAUUGAAGAGGGGUCCUUGGUCUCUUGAGGAAGAUGAAAUCCUUACAUCUUACAUCCAAAAACAUGGCCAUGGCAAUUGGCGUGCCCUCCCAAAGCUUGCAGGCUUGUUAAGGUGUGGAAAAAGCUGCAGACUUAGGUGGAUUAACUAUUUGAGACCAGAUAUUAAGAGAGGAAAUUUCACAAAUGAAGAAGAGGAAAAUAUCAUUAAGCUGCAUGAAAUGCUUGGAAAUAGGUGGUCGGCAAUUGCAGCAAAACUACCAGGAAGAACGGAUAAUGAAAUAAAAAAUGUGUGGCACACGCAUUUGAAGAAGAAGCUAAACCAAACAAACUCAGAAGCUAAGAAAAAGGCGAUCUCAAAACCAAAAAUCAAACGUUCUGAUUCGAAUUCAAGCACAAUAACACAAUCAGAAUCAGCAUCUGCAUGCACUACUAGUUCUAGUGAUUUUUCAUCUGUCACAGUUGGUGAAAGAAAGGAUAUAAAAAGUGAAGACAUUGAGUCUAUGGAAGAAACAAUGGCUGUAAUUGAUGAGAGUUUUUGGUCAGAAGCAGCAGCAUUGGAUGAAACUUCAACUGAUAUGAAAUCAAGUUCAUUAACAAUCUCAAAUGAAAUGUUGCCACUUCAAUACCCUGAUGAAAUUCUUCCAGAAAGUCAUGAAGAUUAUAAUUCUAACAUGGAUGAUGGCAUGGAUUUUUGGUAUGAUAUAUUUAUUAGGACUGGAGAUCAAAUAGAAUUGCCUGAGUUUUGAGUUAAUAGAAAGUUCAAAAAAACAUAGUAACUCCAAUUUUUUUUGACAACUAAAAGUUUAGACAAGUUGGAAUUGGGUACGGUCUAUCAGAGCAGGUCUCGGCUCAUAUACUAAUAGUGUACGCUAUUCAGUAAAGAGAUUCUCUCACAUUGACAACGAGAUUCAAAUUCUUAUCUUUAUGUGAUAUGAAGAUAUGAGUUUCAUUGCAACGUGGUAAUUUCAGUUUGAAUGUGACAAGAAAAAUAUGUGAUGUGAUCAUUGUCUCCAAGGUAAUGAUAUGUAAUCUAUCUCUAUGUAAAGAGGGAUUACAAGGGAAACAUUGAUUUUUAUUUUCAAUGUAUAUUGUGAAAAACAACAAGUCUUAGACAUUUUUUUAUUUUUUCUUUAAUUAGGAGUUUAGGUUAGAGUUUGAUUGUAAUACCAAUAAAUGAUGUACUAAAUUAGUAAGCGGAAGUAUUCAGAAUUUUGUGCCACUAAAUUUUCUAAUAAACUCAUUUGAAAA